UCAUCUUUUUGUAUACUGAUAUUUUUAUGUACUUUUUUUAUAGACCAAUUUAAAAAAAAAAAAACAUGUAAAGAUUGCUCAUUUUUGGUCAUGUUUAUGUUUGUUUUGAUAUUUGAGUUUGUAUUAGUCAUAUACUGUGCCUCUGCAAAUGCCUCUGAGGAUUAUUUUAAUCAAGAAUCGUUACAAAUAUGUAUUCCCAAACCGAAAUCAAAUGAAUCAGCCAUCGUAAAUAUUUUAAAUAAUGCAAUUGGUAGCCAGCUGUCUCAAGAGGUGAUUCAAGAUAUUCUACACACGAAAUUGGAAAUAAUGUAUCUUUGUAUAUUUGCUUUUAUUGUAUCACUUGUCGUGGUAUUUUUAAUACCAUUUUUCACGUGUUUUGUUGUUUGGGGUGUAAUUCAUGGCGUUGUUGUAGUCAGCAUUGGAGGAACUAUUUACUUAUGGAUAACUUGGAAAGAAAUGUCUGAUUUUGAAAUUAAUAAUAACCAAGUCCCACAAAAGUUCAAGUAUACGUACUUUUCGUAUGCGCUGAUUGCGACAACAUUCACAAUAACUAUCUUGCUAUUCAUUUUCAAAAUGAGAUGUCAUAUAGCAUUUGUUAUACAAUUACAUAAAGAGUCUGGUAAAGCUAUAAGUAGCAUGCCUAUAUUGCUCUUACAACCGGUGGGCACGUUUAUAUUCAUGUGCUUAUCCCUAAAUAUUUGGGUAUAUUUUGGUCUGAUAAUAGAAGGUUCAGGAUAUAAACAAUUUGAACCGCUGAGCCGUACGAUAUAUUACCAUAAAGACGAUUUAAUGGAAUUUUCCAAAAUAUAUAAUAUUUUUGUUUUAAUCUGGAUUAUUCAAUUUAUCAUUGGUUGUCAGGACAUGAUUAUUGCUCGUUGUGUUUCUACGUGGUUUUUUACUAGGAACAAAGACGAUGUUACAGAUCCCAUUUCAUGUUCUAUUAAGUAUUUAUUAAAACACCACCUGGGAUCUGUGACAAUUAGGCAAUGUUUUGCGAACUAUUUACAAAAUUAUAGUAGACGAUAUUUGAAAACCAAAUAUACAUAAUAGAAUUAUUAUGUAGAAAUCGGUAAGAAUUUAUUUUUGUUUUGAGAGAUUUUAGUUAGCAACUAAGUAUUAGGUUUAUCGUAUAUACGAUAUAUCUAUAUUAUAAAGAUAUAAAAUAGAACAUUAAAUGGAUUAUUAUUUAUGGUUUACAUCUUAUGUUCUAAUUAAAUAGGUAAACUUAUUCUAUAUUCUGCACAUAAUGUUAACUUGUAACUAGUGGUGGCUUAUGUCUUUAUAGAAUAUUGCAGCCACACGCCAACACUGCCUUGUAAAUUUAAAAACAGGAUAAUUUCACAAAAAACAAAAACAUAAAUUUUUGUUGUUGAAUUUCAAAAUAUGAUAAUAAUUUUAAAACAUUAAAUUUAUCCAGGGACGCCCGCAGAGAGAGGCCAGUGCACCCACUGUGCAUUUUUUAAUGAACAAAAAAAUCAGUGUAUAAUAAUGUAAACAUGUGACUAUAUACCUAUGUAUUUAU
Molecule: messenger RNA, 1522 nt
Organism: Acyrthosiphon pisum (pea aphid)
Lineage: Eukaryota; Metazoa; Arthropoda; Insecta; Hemiptera; Aphididae
Product: choline transporter-like protein 1
Exons: 8
Coding region: 91-1047 (318 amino acids)
Biological process (GO): transmembrane transport
Cellular component (GO): membrane
Molecular function (GO): transmembrane transporter activity
Source: RefSeq, a predicted model, not a curated record